ACUGUGUGAACUGUGAAAAUCUAUGUGUAAUCUGCAAUUAUAAAAAAACCACCUAUAAAUGCUCUGCAAUUAUGAAAAAAAAAUAUGUCACCGUAAAAUUUUAAAUACGGAGACAUAUAUAUAUAUAAUAGCAAUGAGGCAUGAUCUAAAUACUUUGAUGUUCAUUUAGUAUAUUUUCAAUUUUCUCUUGUAAUAAAGGAAAAGAUGAUGCUAUGUGUAUCCCGUACUACACGUUUAGUCCGAUUAAUAACAAAUACAUCUUCAAAAUAUCGGUGCAAAGCAGAUGAUGUUUCAGCGUCAUUUGGAAGCAGAAUUAAAACAGGACCAGGGUUAAAAGAUUUUAUAAUAACAUCUGAAACUGAAAUUGUUACUCAUCCACCAUACAUACCUUAUUUGCCUGAUUUUAUUCAGGAUACGUCAAAACGAAAAGUUUUCUUUGAUGUAUAUGGGUGUCAGAUGAAUUUAAACGACACCGAAAUUGUUUGGUCAAUUUUAAAGAAAGAGGGGUUUGAAAAAACUGUUGUCGAAGAGGACGCUGAUAUAUUCCUUGUAAUGACGUGUGCUAUCCGAGAGGGAGCUGAGACUAAGAUAUGGCACCGAUUAGAUCAUUUAAGAGGUUUUAAAAGAAGACGAGCACUUUCAAAGAAUAGAGAUAAACCUGUAAAGAUUGGCAUUUUAGGUUGUAUGGCUGAAAGACUAAAAGAGAAGUUAAUUGAGAAAGAAAAGGCUGUUGAUGUUGUGGCAGGUCCUGACAGCUACAGAGACUUACCAAGACUUCUAGCACUCACAGAAAACGGACAAACAGCUGUAAAUGUACUGCUUUCUCUUGAUGAAACAUAUGCUGAUGUUGUUCCAGUAAGGUUAAACAAGGAUAGCGUGUCAGCUUUUAUUUCAAUAAUGCGAGGUUGUGAUAACAUGUGUACAUACUGUAUAGUUCCUUUCACUAGAGGUCGAGAAAGGUCUCGUCCAAUAGAUUCCAUUGUAGAAGAAGUUAGACAAUUGUCAGAACAAGGAGUGAAGGAGGUGACUCUUUUGGGUCAAAAUGUGAACAGUUAUAGAGACACCACACAGCAAACUGAAAAAUAUGACACACAAUUGGCUAAAGGUUUCAAAACAGUGUACAAAAAAAAGAAAGGAGGGCUACGCUUUGCAGAUUUGUUGGACAAAGUGUCGUCUGUGGACUCUGAGAUGAGGAUACGGUUCACUGCAGCUCAUCCCAAAGAUUUUCCUGAUGAGGUGUUACAAGUUAUACGAGAGCGUCCAAACAUCUGUAAGAUGUUGCAUCUACCGGCUCAGUCUGGUUCCAGCAGUGUGCUGGAGCGAAUGCGGCGAGGCUACACGAGGGAGGCUUAUCUUUCCUUAGUGAGACAUGUCCGGGAAAAUAUACAGGGUGUGGGCCUCUCGACGGACAUGAUCUGUGGCUUCUGUGGUGAAACAGAUGAGGAGUUCGAAGAAACGUUAACGCUCAUGGAAGAAGUGGAUUAUAAUGUCGCUUUCCUCUUUCCCUACAGCAUGAGAGAGAAAACGGCCGCUCACCGUCGAUACGAAGACGACGUCCCCGAACGUACAAAGAGAGACCGCCAUAACAGGAUGGUCGAACUCUAUCGGCGGAAAUGUGAGGAAAUAAAUAGAAAGGAAAUCGGCAACGCUCACCUCGUCUUGGUCGAAGGGAUCGCGCCGAAGUCGGGGAAGAUAUUGGGCAGAAACGAGUUUUACCUCAAAGUGCUGUUCGAUCAGAGAGCGAUCCCCUCGAGCGAGGGCGAGAGGGAGGUGAAGCCGGGGGAUUACGUCAGCGUUAGAAUAGAUGCGGCGAAAGCGUCGCUUUUCCACGGCGAGGCCCUUUGUCAUAGCAGUAUUGAGGAGUUCUAUAGGAACGCGAGUUGGGCAGCGAGACGGAACAUGUAGUUUCUACGAGUCAAUUAUAUCUUGUAUAUUAUUCACUAGGGUAGAAAUCUUUUUAAUAAUCGUCCCGUGUAUAGUAUAAUUCAUGUUUCAUUUUUCUUUAUGGACAAGUAGGUCAUAUCACUAACUUUCUGUGUUUGAGUGUGUAUUUGUAUAAGAGUGUAUAUAUUAAAUAAAUAGAAAUCAAUAUUUUUACUGGAGUUGAAUUGAGAAUCUUUCGCUUAAACACCAGUCUAAUACAGCUCUUAACAAUGUUCUAUUCGAGGACAAAUAAGGAUAAUAUAUAUUUUAUCUCAAAAAACAUCCAUAAAAUGGAAAGCUUCUGUUUAGUGAUUUUGUAUAUAGGUUAAUAGAUGUACAUUAAAGUGGUCUGAUUGUUUGAA
This is a messenger RNA of Pieris brassicae (large cabbage white), 2285 nucleotides long. Its product is annotated as CDK5RAP1-like protein. The record is from RefSeq and is a predicted model, not a curated record. Bases 205 to 1905 code for a protein of 566 amino acids. The transcript has 7 exons. Gene Ontology annotation, cellular component: cytosol; mitochondrion. NCBI's taxonomy places the organism in Eukaryota, Metazoa, Arthropoda, Insecta, Lepidoptera, Pieridae. Gene Ontology annotation, biological process: negative regulation of cyclin-dependent protein serine/threonine kinase activity; tRNA modification. Gene Ontology annotation, molecular function: tRNA-2-methylthio-N(6)-dimethylallyladenosine(37) synthase activity; 4 iron, 4 sulfur cluster binding.